Messenger RNA from Morus notabilis, 1180 nucleotides. RefSeq names its product myb-related protein 308. NCBI's taxonomy places the organism in Eukaryota, Viridiplantae, Streptophyta, Magnoliopsida, Rosales, Moraceae. The record is from RefSeq and is a predicted model, not a curated record. The transcript is spliced from 2 exons. Bases 322 to 1107 code for a protein of 261 amino acids.
CCACUCCCUCUAACCUGUCUCACCAACUCGCAUCUAGAAGCAAUUAGUCUCUCUCUCUCUCCUCUCUCUUCUCUCUCUCUCUCCCUCUCUCCCUCUCUCUCUCCCUCUCUGUUGUAUAGUCAAAAGCCUAUAAAAUCAUAUCCCAAGUCCUCCCAAGGGCCGGCCUUAAUGUUCCAGCAACACAAAAUACAAGGCCACCGGUUCCCCCACCGCUCCUGCUAAAAAGCAAAAGAAAAAAAAAAAAAGGAAGAAUAGAAAAAGAAAGAGAAGAGAAGUUAUCUUCAAACAACAAGUUCAGCUUGUGAUCCUACUACUACUCAAAUGGGACGGUCUCCUUGCUGUGAGAAAGCUCACACAAACAAAGGAGCAUGGACCAAAGAAGAAGAUGAUCGGCUCAUUGCUUAUAUCAGAGCUCACGGCGAGGGAUGUUGGCGCUCACUUCCCAAAGCCGCCGGUCUCCUCCGGUGCGGCAAGAGUUGCCGGCUGCGGUGGAUUAACUACCUCAGACCUGACCUUAAACGAGGCAACUUCACAGAAGAAGAAGACGAGCUAAUCAUUAAGCUCCAUAGCCUUCUUGGAAACAAAUGGUCUUUGAUAGCUGGCAGACUACCGGGAAGAACAGACAAUGAGAUAAAGAACUAUUGGAACACCCACAUAAGGAGGAAGCUUUUGAACAGAGGUAUUGACCCGGCAACACACAAGCUGCUCAACGAGACGGCUCAGGACAACACAACAACCACCCCAACCACCACAACAAUAUCGUUUGCGGCCUCUACUACUCCUACUACUAUUGUUAAAGAAGAAGAGAAAAAGAUCAACGGUGGAUUUGUGAGCAAAGACGUGAAAAACCCGGUUCAAGAACAGUGCCCGGACUUGAACCUUGAGCUUAGAAUUAGCCCUCCUUAUCAGCCACAACAGCCGGAGCAAUUGAAGAGUGGAGGAGGGGGCCUAUGCUUUUCUUGCCGUUUGGGGUUGCAGACCAGCAAAGAAUGCCGCUGCGGAAUAAUUACCAGCAUUGAUAGCACCAGCGCAAGCACUAGUGUUGGUUAUGAUUUCUUGGGGUUGAAAACUGGUGUUUUGGAUUACAGAAGCUUGGAGAUGAAAUAAUUAAGAAUUGGGUAUAAGGGGAAGGUUUGUCUUGUGUAGCAUAACAGAAUGGAGAGAAAUUAGACCCCAAAAA